GCCGCCGCUGCCGCUGCCUGGAUAUAGUGCGGCGAGGAGCGGAGCUUUGCAGUCACUUGGCUAGGAGGACGCAAGGAAGGAGCGCGCGGGCUGCGGGCGCUUGGGCCAUCCCGGGAGCGAAGGCGGCUGGAGCUAGUGGACGGCCUGGGCAAGCGGAAGGUUCUCUCUCUCUCUCCCUCUCCCUGGCUGGACUUAAUAACUUUGGAAGUGUGCACCAGCAGUGGCAACGUCCUGAACAUGAGCCUCCUCCUCUCCUUCUACCUGCUCGGGUUGCUUGUCAGUCGCGGGCAAGCUAUUCUUCAAGUGACAAUUUCACUUAGCAAAGUAGAGCUAAGUGUAGGUGAAUCUAAAUUCUUCACAUGUACUGCUAUUGGAGAACCUGAGAGUAUAGAUUGGUACAAUCCUCAAGGAGAGAAGAUAAUAUCAACACAGCGGGUAGCGAUACAAAAAGAAGGUGUAAGGUCAAGAUUAACCAUCUAUAAUGCAAAUAUAGAAGAUGCAGGGAUUUAUCGUUGUCAAGCAACAGAUGCCAAUGGACAGACACAAGAAGCUACAGUUGUUUUGGAAAUUUAUCAAAAACUUACUUUCAGAGAAGUGGUUUCACCACAAGAAUUCAAGCAAGGAGAAGAUGCAGAAGUGGUUUGCCGAGUUAGCAGUUCACCUGCACCUAUUGUCAGCUGGUUGUAUCAUAAUGAGGAAGUCACCGCUAUUUCCGACAAUCGAUUCGCUGUAUUAUCCAACAAUAAUCUUCAGAUUCUCAACAUCAAUAAAAGUGAUGAAGGUACAUACAGAUGUGAAGGAAGAGUCGAAGCUAGAGGAGAGAUUGACUUCCGCAAUAUCAUUGUUAUUGUUAAUGUGCCUCCAGCAAUCACAAUGCUACAGAAAUCUUUUAAUGCCACAGCAGAGCGAGGGGAAGAGAUUACAUUAUCCUGCAGAGCUUCUGGCUCUCCAGAGCCUACCAUCUCCUGGUACAGGAAUGGCCAACUUAUUGAAGAUAAUGAAAAGUAUAUGUUGAAAGGAAGCAAUACUGAACUCACUGUCAAGAACAUAAUCAAUAGUGAUGGGGGUCCUUAUGUCUGCAAGGCUACAAAUAAAGCAGGAGAAGAUGAAAAUCAGGCAUUUCUCCAAGUCUUUGUACAGCCUCACAUAAUACAACUUAAAAAUGAGACUACAUAUGAAAAUGGGAAAGUCACCCUUGUAUGUGAAGCAGAAGGGGAGCCUAUUCCAGAGAUCUCCUGGAAAAGAGCGGUGGACGGGGUCACUUUUUCUGAAAUCAGUAAGAGUCCAGAUGGGCGCAUUGAAGUCAAGGGACGGCAUGGCAGCUCAGCACUGCAUAUUAAAGAUGUGAGCUUGACAGACUCGGGGAGGUAUGACUGUGAAGCAGCAAGUAGAAUCGGAGGGCACCAAAAGAGCAUGUUCCUGGAUAUUGAAUAUGCUCCCAAGUUCAUAUCAAACCAAACAACUUAUUAUUCUUGGGAAGGAAAUCCAAUUAACAUAAGCUGUGAUGUUAAAUCUAAUCCAGAUGCAAUAGUGGAAUGGAGAAAAGAUAAAUUAAUUCUUCCAGCGAAAAACACCACUAAUAUAAAAACAUACAGUAUAGGAAGAAAACUGAUAUUGGAGAUUGCACCUACAUCAGACAAUGACUUUGGACGAUAUAAUUGCACAGCCAUUAACAAUAUAGGAACAAGAUUUCAAGAAUAUACUCUUGCUUUAGCUGAUGUACCAUCUAGUCCCUAUGGGGUGAAGGUUAUAGAACUGUCACAGACCAUGGCUAAGGUUUCUUUCAACAAGCCUGACUCCCAUGGUGGAGUUCCCAUUCAUCACUAUCAAGUGGAUGUCAAAGAAGUGACAUCAGAGACGUGGAAGAUAGUACGCUCCCAUGGAGUUCAAACAAUGGUUGUUUUGAGCAACUUGGAACCAAAUACAACUUAUGAAAUCAGGGUUGCAGCUGUAAAUGGAAAAGGCCAAGGAGACUACAGUAAAAUGGAAAUUUUCCAAACAUUACCAGUUCGUGAACCAAGUCCUCCCUCCAUACACGGGCAGCCAAGCAGUGGGAAGAGCUUUAAAAUCAGUAUAACUAAGCAGGAUGACGGAGGAGCACCUAUUUUGGAAUAUAUUGUGAAAUAUAGAAGUAAAGAUAAAGAAGAUCAGUGGUUAGAGAAAAAAGUGCAGGGAAAUAAAGAUCACAUUAUUCUGGAGCACCUACAGUGGACAAUGGGGUAUGAAGUUCAAAUUACAGCUGCCAAUAGAUUGGGAUAUUCUGAACCAACAGUCUAUGAGUUCAGCAUGCCACCAAAGCCCAACAUUAUCAAAGACACUCUUUUUAAUGGACUUGGUCUUGGAGCUGUCAUUGGCCUGGGAGUCGCUGCACUUUUGCUAAUCCUCGUGGUAACAGAUGUCAGUUGUUUCUUUAUUCGACAAUGUGGACUAUUGAUGUGCAUCACAAGGAGAAUGUGUGGGAAGAAAAGUGGCUCCAGUGGCAAAAGCAAAGAACUAGAAGAAGGAAAAGCUGCAUAUUUGAAAGAUGGAUCAAAAGAACCAAUAGUAGAGAUGAGAACAGAAGAUGAAAGAAUUACUAAUCAUGAAGAUGGGAGCCCAGUAAAUGAGCCAAAUGAAACAACACCACUGACAGAACCCGAAAAAUUGCCUUUGAAAGAAGAAAAUGGGAAAGAAGUCAUAAAUCCAGAAACUAUAGAAAUUAAGGUUUCAAAUGAUAUCAUUCAGUCAAAGGAAGAUGACAGCAAAGCCUAACAAGAUUAUAAAGGCUUGAACAACUGAAAAGAACAUUUGGAUUGCAGUGACCCUAUGACCAAAACUAUUCCACUGACCUUAAUUUCUUGGGGAAACUACUAGCUUGGAAUAGCUUGUAUA
Messenger RNA from Suncus etruscus (white-toothed pygmy shrew), 2871 nucleotides. It is a transcript of the gene NCAM2, whose product is annotated as neural cell adhesion molecule 2. Lineage: Eukaryota; Metazoa; Chordata; Mammalia; Eulipotyphla; Soricidae. Gene Ontology annotation, biological process: cell adhesion. Bases 238 to 2751 code for a protein of 837 amino acids. The transcript has 18 exons. Gene Ontology annotation, cellular component: membrane. Gene Ontology annotation, molecular function: protein binding. The record is from RefSeq and is a predicted model, not a curated record.